Messenger RNA from Peronospora matthiolae, 906 nucleotides. The record is from the annotation of a GenBank genome assembly. NCBI's taxonomy places the organism in Eukaryota, Oomycota, Peronosporomycetes, Peronosporales, Peronosporaceae.
AUGGGUGACAACAAGAUGCGCAAACGUCCAGCUCCGCUGGGCCUCGAGAGCAGCAGCAGCACCGCCACCGCCAACAGCAGUGGGGGCAACGGCUUUGCCGCGCCCGUGUUCCUCCAGAAGACGUACGACAUGAUUGAGAGCUCGCCGCCGGCCGUCGCGUGCUGGAGCGAGGCCGGCGCGUCGUUCAUCAUCAAGUUGCCGCGCGAGUUCGCCAAGACGAUGCUCCCGCGCUACUUUAAGCACAACAACUUCAGCAGCUUCGUGCGGCAGCUCAACUUCUACGGGUUCCGGAAGCACAAGAAGGACGAGAUCGUCAUCUCCACAGAGGAGGACGAGAGCAAGAACUGGUGGGAGUUUUACCACGAGAAGUUCGUGCGGGGCCGACAGGAGCUCAUGGCGCAGAUCCGACGGAAAACGUACUCGGAACCGGCGUCCCCCGACCAUGAAGAGGUCGAGACGCUCAAGCAGUCGGUGCAGAGUCUGCAAGGCCAAGUGUCGGAGCUCAUGGGACAGCUUUCGGACUUGACGGGACUUGUUAAGAGUCUGCUCCAGGACAAACCCAUGGCCGGCCCGCCGUUGUCGGUCUCGACGUCGGCUCAACGCGCGCCCAAGCGCAUCAAGAUGAACGACCCGUCCGUGUCCAGGAUGGCGCUCGCGGGUCCUCCUCCGCCUCCUGCCACUGGUCUGCAGGACGCCUAUGCGUCGCAUUUGGAGCACGUGCAGACGUCACAGCUGCGUCAGCCGCCGCUCAAUAUGAUGCUGGACCCCAUGUCCAAGAGCCAGAGCCAGCGGACACGAGAGAUGUCGCUCAUGGAGUGGACCGAGUCGUACGGCAUGGACUACCUGUUGAACGACUCGGGACGGCAGUGCCCGCUCUUUGCCGAGGACAUGCUUAGUUAUGACUGA